This is a messenger RNA of Otolemur garnettii (small-eared galago), 993 nucleotides long. Its product is annotated as annexin A5-like. Gene Ontology annotation, biological process: negative regulation of coagulation. Gene Ontology annotation, molecular function: calcium-dependent phospholipid binding; calcium ion binding. NCBI's taxonomy places the organism in Eukaryota, Metazoa, Chordata, Mammalia, Primates, Galagidae. The record is from RefSeq and is a predicted model, not a curated record. Gene Ontology annotation, cellular component: cytoplasm.
AUGCGGAAAUAUCUGGAAUCACCUGGAGAGCAGCAGCUCAGAUACAUGGUGAUGAUGGUUCCCAAAGGCACCGUGAGUGGCUUCCCUGGAUUUGAUGAGCGGACCGAUGCAGAAACUCUUCAGAAGGCCAUGAAAGGCCUGGGCAUCCGACUGUUGACAGUUCGGAGUCACGCUCAGCGCCAGACCAUCUCGGUGGCUUUUAAAACCUUUGGCAGGGAGCUUUUGGAUGACCUGAAAUCAGAAUUAACCGGACAAUCUGAAAAAUUAAUUGUGGCUCUGAUGAAACCCCUCUCAGCUUUACGCGCCUAUGAACUGAAGCACGCCCUUAAGGGAGCUGGGACCAAUGACAAAGUCCUGGCAGAAAUUACUGCUUCAAGGACACCUGAAGAGCUAAGAGGCAUAAAACCAGUCUGUGAAGAAGAAUAUGGCCCGAGCCUGGAGGAUGACGUGGCUGGCGACUCUUCAGGUUUCUACCAGAGGAUGUUGGUGGUUCUCCUUCAGGCUAACAGAGACCCUGAUGCCAGAGUUGAUGAAACUCAAGUUGAACAAGAUGCUCAGGCUCUGUUUCGGGCUGGAGAACCUAAAUGGGGGACAGAUGAAGAAAAGCUUAUCACCAUCCUGGGAACACGUAGUGUGUCUCAUCUGAGAAGGGUGUUUGACAAAUACAUGACUAGAUCAGGAUUUCACAUUGAGAAAACUAUUGACCGGGAGACUUCUGGCAAUUUGGAGCAACUACUUCUUGCUGUUGUGAAAUCUAUUCGAAGUAUUCCUGCCUACCUUGCUGAGACCUUCUACUAUGCUCUGGAGGGAGCUGGGACAGAUGAUCACACACUCAUCAGAGUCGUGAUGUCCAGGAGUGAGACUGAUCUGUUUAACAUUAGAAAGGAGUUUUGGAAGAGUUUUGCCACCUCUCUUUAUUCCAUGAUUGAGAGUGAUACACCUGAGGACUAUACGAAAGCCCUCCAGCUGCUCUGUGGUGCAGAAGGUGACUGA